ACUCCAGAGCUUAGCUUCAAUUUUCAACGUCGUGAGAGUUGUAAGUGAGGAAGAAAAUCAGUACUCUCGGAUAUCAGCAAAAUGAGCACUAGCUCGAACGACGUACAACAAUAAUAUUCGAGAUUUGUUUGUUUUUUUGUGCGGCAUCGAUACCAACGCGUGCCACGGCCAACGGAUUUGGCUAACAAGGAUAACUUCCCCGUACAACUUUCACGGGGUUAAGGCACGGAGAGCGGGGGGGCCGCAGUGCUGAACGCGCAGACAGCGCGGAAUCGAUAUCGAUGGUACGCACUAAAAACCAGUCGUCCUCCUCCAGCGCCAGCAGCAGCAGCACCAAGUCACCAAUAAAGUCCAGCAGCGGGGCAGGAUCAUCCGGCGGAGGAGUCGGUGGUCGCCAGUCUACGCACCGCUCGUCGAGCGCCUCAAACGUUGCUGCCGUUGUUGCCGGUGGUUCAUCUGCCGCCGGUGGAGGCUCCUCAUCGAAUCGCCGUAGUCCGGGCAGCUCACCCGACGGCGACGACGACACCACCACCACAGAUGACCUGACCCCCACAACGUGCUCACCACGCAGCGGCCACCACCAUUCGUACGGCGGCUACUCGUCCUCCGUUCACAAACAGAACCUAUACGUCGUCUCGUUCCCCAUAAUCUUUCUUUUCAACGUUCUGCGCUCGCUGAUAUAUCAGCUGUUUUGUAUUUUUCGCUACCUAUACGGUGCGAGCACAAAGGUGAUUUACCGCCCGCACCGACGCGACUGUAAUAUUGAAAUCGUGGUGCAGAACUCUUCCAAGGAGCAACAGCAGUCGUUGAACCAUCCUUCGGAGCUGAACCGUGAAGGCGACGGACAGGAGCAGCAGUUAUCCAAUCAGCCCCAGCGUUUCAGGCCCAUUCAACCCUUGGAGAUGGCCGCCAAUCGACCGGGUGGAGGGUAUUCACCUGGUCCCGGCGAUCCCUUGCUGGCCAAGCAAAAGCAUCACCAUCGACGCGCCUUCGAGUACAUCUCCAAGGCGCUAAAAAUUGAUGAGGAGAACGAAGGUCAUAAAGAGCUGGCAAUUGAGCUCUACCGAAAGGGUAUAAAGGAGCUGGAGGAUGGCAUAGCUGUCGAUUGCUGGAGUGGACGUGGUGAUGUGUGGGAUCGAGCUCAGCGCCUGCACGACAAGAUGCAGACAAACCUUUCGAUGGCGCGGGAUCGUCUCCAUUUUCUAGCUCUGCGUGAGCAGGAUUUGCAAAUGCAGCGCCUCUCCUUAAAGGAGAAGCAGAAAGAAGAGGCGCGAAGCAAGCCGCAGAAGACCAGGGAGCCCAUGCUGGCGGGAAUGACCAACGAACCCAUGAAGCUAAGGGUGCGCAGCAGUGGCUAUGGGCCCAAGGCCACCACCAGUGCCCAACCCACUGCAUCUGGCCGCAAAUUGACAAUUGGAUCCAAACGACCCGUCAACUUGGCCGUGGCCAACAAAUCACAAACGCUGCCUCGCAACCUUGGCUCCAAAACAUCUGUGGGCGCAGUCCAAAGGCAACCAGCCAAGACAGCUGCAACGCCUCCCGCCGUUCGUCGCCAAUUUUCCUCGGGGCGUAAUACGCCGCCACAGCGUUCCCGGACUCCCAUAAACAACAACGGACCCAGUGGCAGUGGCGCCAGCACUCCGGUGGUUAGUGUGAAGGGAGUGGAACAGAAGCUGGUGCAACUUAUACUCGACGAGAUCGUCGAGGGUGGGGCCAAAGUGGAGUGGACUGACAUUGCCGGUCAGGAUGUGGCCAAGCAGGCUCUACAGGAAAUGGUCAUUCUACCCUCCGUCCGACCGGAACUCUUUACGGGACUUCGUGCACCGGCCAAGGGUUUAUUGCUGUUUGGUCCUCCCGGAAAUGGCAAGACACUGCUGGCCCGCGCCGUGGCUACUGAAUGUAGUGCCACCUUCCUGAACAUUUCGGCUGCCUCGCUGACCAGCAAGUACGUGGGGGAUGGCGAGAAACUGGUGAGGGCUCUCUUCGCCGUAGCCCGUCACAUGCAGCCCUCCAUUAUUUUCAUCGACGAGGUGGACUCGUUGCUUUCAGAGCGAAGCAGCAGCGAGCAUGAAGCAUCGCGUCGCCUGAAGACCGAGUUUCUGGUGGAGUUCGAUGGGCUGCCUGGAAAUCCAGACGGAGAUAGGAUCGUGGUGCUGGCCGCCACCAAUCGGCCGCAGGAACUGGACGAGGCAGCCCUCCGUCGGUUCACAAAGCGCGUUUACGUCUCACUGCCCGACGAGCAGACUCGCGAGCUGCUCCUAAAUCGACUGCUGCAGAAGCAAGGCAGUCCGUUGGAUACCGAGGCGUUGCGUCGCCUGGCAAAGAUAACAGAUGGAUACUCGGGCUCCGACUUAACGGCACUGGCCAAGGACGCCGCAUUGGAGCCCAUUCGAGAGUUGAAUGUGGAGCAAGUGAAGUGUCUGGACAUCAGUGCAAUGCGUGCGAUCACAGAGCAGGACUUUCACAGUUCGCUCAAACGCAUCAGGCGCUCGGUAGCGCCGCAGAGCCUCAACUCGUACGAGAAGUGGUCGCAAGAUUAUGGCGACAUCACCAUCUAGUCUGUUUUAGCCAGUGAUCCUGUCCUCCUUCAUCAAUCCAAUUUGGAGCUGCUGUGAUGUGAGUCUCAGAGCGCAACCCAUUGUAGUUGCACUAGUUUUGAUUAUGUGACCCAUAUUUUUCGCCCUUAAGGUUCUAUUCAAUCAGUAGAAUUUUCGUUUCACAAACAUUGUUACAUUUGUAUUUACCUGUGAGUUAUGAUUUGUAUCCCAGCUAUUUCUUGUGUUUUAUCAUAAGAACAUUGUAUUGUAUUGUUUCCUCGUUUCACCACCAUGUCCAUGUGGUGCAACAUUUGCCAUGCAGCUCCAUUAUCGUUAUACUCAUUUAACAUGAUAUAUAUUUCUAAGAUCUGUACUUUUCAAUGGAGUUGCUAGAAUAGUAGGUUUGCCCUAUCUUCGUUUAUGAUAGUAAUUCAAGGCCACAUUGCUUUAUAAACUAGUUUUUUGAAACAUUCCGUAGUGAUUUUUUGUCAGACAGGCGGCCCAAGGAGUUCACAACUACUUCCAUUGUAUCCUUGAACUAUAGAGCAUAUUUUUGUUGUACAUUGAGUGCCCAUCCACAAGCUAUAUGUAAUCUAGAAGUAAGCGUAGACCUAAGACCGAUGAUAUACUUAUACACAAAGAUACAUUUACCAGCGCAGAAUCGUAUUUAAGUUUUAAUAGUUAUCACUGUCCGUAUGGUUAGUCUAGUUUAGUUCCUUUGUUUCAAUCUAUGUACCUACAGCCAUAAAUACUAUCGUCUCCGAUUCACCUAUAUUAUUAGUAACACACCCAAAAAUGUUGUACCUAGCAGGUGCGUAUGAAUCUGGUGUUAUCAGAUCGAUCAGAUACAUCUACACCCGCGCACAUGCCCGUCGCUUAUCGCGACACAUUGAACCAGCUUCAACGCAGCUCGCCCACCCGGAAUUUGAGUUUUUUGACUAGUUACUAAACACAGAUACAAAAAAAACUACUUGCAUAUAAUACUAUAUAUAUAAAGAAAUCUAUAGAAUACGCUAAAUAAAAUCGAUUUCAAGAAACA
Molecule: messenger RNA, 3576 nt
Organism: Drosophila sechellia
Lineage: Eukaryota; Metazoa; Arthropoda; Insecta; Diptera; Drosophilidae
Gene: spas
Product: spastin
Exons: 6
Coding region: 282-2558 (758 amino acids)
Cellular component (GO): microtubule cytoskeleton
Molecular function (GO): ATP binding; microtubule severing ATPase activity; ATP hydrolysis activity
Source: RefSeq, a predicted model, not a curated record